Molecule: messenger RNA, 1566 nt
Organism: Helobdella robusta
Lineage: Eukaryota; Metazoa; Annelida; Clitellata; Rhynchobdellida; Glossiphoniidae
Exons: 12
Coding region: 1-1566 (521 amino acids)
Biological process (GO): nucleotide catabolic process
Molecular function (GO): hydrolase activity
Source: RefSeq, a predicted model, not a curated record
AUGUCUCCAAUCGAAUCAUCAGCAGCAGAUGAAUGCAGUAAAAAAACCGUUCUAGAUGUUCUUCAGCAACUUUCAAUCAACAGUGGUAGUAGCGUGGACCCCUCAGCUUGCAACAUCAAAAAACUUUACUUGAUACAUUUCAACGACGUUUACAAUGUAGAAUCACGAAAGCAGGAGCCUGUAGGCGGGGCUGCCAGGUUCACAACUGCCAUUCAUCAUCUGCAGCACUUGAAUCCACUCAUCCUAUUCAGUGGGGACAUCUUCAAUCCGUCAUCAAUGAGUACAAUCACAAAGGGUAGGCAGAUGGUUCCAAUUAUGAACAGGCUGAACAUUCACUACUCACUCUUUGGCAAUCAUGAUUUCGACCAUGGAAUGGAUGUGCUGGACGAACUGGUCCAAGGGACGAACUGUCGAUGGCUUAUGAGCAACGCCCUGGAUGCCACAACCGAGCAACCGUUUGGAAAUGGAAUAGUCUCUGACCUCUUUGAAUGGAAUGGUGUUAAUGUGGGAUUGAUAGGAUUGGUGGAGAGGGAUUGGAUAGACUGUCUGGCUACAUUCGAUCCUGAAGAUGUGGAAGUUUUGGAUUUUGUUGAAGAGGGCCGAACUCUUGCUCUCGAAUUACUUGACCAGGGUGCAGAUAUAGUGAUAGCCCUAACGCACAUGCGAUGGCCCAAUGACAUUAAACUGGCUGAGCAGGUUCCUGAGAUUUCUUUGGUCCUUGGCGGACAUGAUCAUGAUUUCACUUUUAAAAAAAUGAAAGAUAAUUACAUCCUAAAAAGUGGCACAGAUUUUCGGGAAUUUUCCUUGCUGACCUUGACAUUUGAAGGGUCAAAGUUCAAAGAUAUUGAGGUUCAGAAGAUCGAGGUUACUUCAAACAUAGAAGAGGAUCAGGUGGUCAGGAAUAUAGUGGAGGAUUACUCAAGAGAGAUGGCGAAAAAGUUGGACGAGGUACUCGGUGUUGUGGAGGUCGAUCUGGAUGGACUUUUUUCAUCGGUGCGGACGAAAGAGACCAAUUUAGGCAAUUUUCUAACAGACAUCAUGUUGGCAGCUACUGAAGCUAAUAUUGCUUUUCUAAAUUCUGGGACCAUUAGAUCAGAUACUAUACAUCCAAGAGGCGAAUUUAAGCUAAGAGACCUCGUGUCAAUCAUCCCAAUGGUCGAACCACUGGUUGUCUUGAAGAUUAAUGGUUGUGGCGUGUUAGAAGCUCUGGAAAAUUCCGUUAGCAAAUAUCCAUCUCUGGAGGGUAGAUUUGCUCAGGUCAGUGGGGUGACCUUCGGGUUUGACCCAAAGAAACCUCCGGGUCAUCGAAUUGACCCCAGACAUGUCAAAGUUCAGGGAGAGUAUUUGGUUCUGGAUAAGGAAUACAAGUUAGUGACGAAGGCCUACCUGGCCGAGGGUAAAGAUGGCUAUGACGUUUUCAAGAGGGCUGAAAAAUUGACUGAUCCGGAUGACGGCCAGUCGAUCUCGACGGAGGUGCAGAACCACUUCCACUCUGUGAAGGUGCUUAAAGGAGAGGUCAGGCCCAAAUUCGUCCACAGGCAGAGCAUCAUUAACCUUUCCAGGUAA